Cetraspora pellucida is the source of this 157-nucleotide messenger RNA. The record is from the annotation of a GenBank genome assembly. Lineage: Eukaryota; Fungi; Glomeromycota; Glomeromycetes; Diversisporales; Gigasporaceae.
AUGUUGCAAUUUUUAUUCAAGCAUUCGAAUUCAACAAUAGACAAAUCACCUAAAAAAUUCGAAAAUUCACAAAUGAUUGCCCAGAACUCUCAUGAUUUUGAAACUAUCAAAAAAUUUGAACCUUCAAAAACUUCAAUCAAAAAAUUUGAAACUUCGC